Chlorocebus sabaeus (green monkey) is the source of this 9387-nucleotide messenger RNA. RefSeq names its product protein tyrosine phosphatase non-receptor type 21 (gene PTPN21). Gene Ontology annotation, biological process: protein dephosphorylation. Gene Ontology annotation, cellular component: cytoskeleton; cytoplasm. The record is from RefSeq and is a predicted model, not a curated record. Gene Ontology annotation, molecular function: protein tyrosine phosphatase activity. Lineage: Eukaryota; Metazoa; Chordata; Mammalia; Primates; Cercopithecidae.
GGGCGCGGCGGCCAGACCCGUAGCGGUAGCGUAACAAAGAGAAAAGUCUUGCUUUUCCAGGUUCGCUCUCGUGUACUUGAGUAAUUUCUAAAAGGGGUCUUGAACUUCUAUUCUGAACGCCCUGGCCGAUUGUUGCGGGUUAAUUCUGGAUCAGGGUUUUAAAUGUGUUAGGCAUAUUUGUGCCUCUCAGAAUAUGUAAACGUGAAAUUCGCCAGAUAACUUUGGCGAGAAGGGGCGCAGGGAAGGGCUGUUUGGUAACGCCUGGGUUUGUUUUUGGAGUAGAAUGUUUACUCUGGAAAAAAGAAUUAUUGGAUCUGCAAAUUCCGACUUGUGAUUUCUGCAAAUCCUGAUUAGAUUGGCCGCUCUUGGCAUGCUCGUCCUGUUUUUUGCUGAGAAAGCCUUAUAAUAAUAGCGUAUGCUCACAACACAUUCAAAACAUUCGUGUGCUCCAAGUGACAACUGCUGUAUGCCUAAUAGUUGCUGACAGUUUAUUUAUUUUUUUAAGUUUGGGAUACGACAGUAAUUUUACUCUCAGUAUAGUCCGUUUUGUUUCUAGGGCAUUUUAUUCUGGAGCAUCUACGCGCAGAUGUUUUCUCCGUGAGAAACAUGGGUUUAAUGCUAAAGCUAUAGAUACUACUCUAAAAAUGUCACAUACUUUCUCCUUUUAGUGCUUAUUUUAUUUUAAAGCAACGCUGGCAAAAUUACACGUGGUGAGGACCUUAAUAGGAAGUGGAAUCGCUAUAAGAUCGAGAAGUAAAGUGUAUUUGAGAAACUUUUGGAAAGGGAUGUAGAGAGGGAAAAUUAAAAUGAAUUCACAAAUAGUUCAGACUGCCUUUUGUAAACUUGUACUGAAGCAGAAUCUAGUAUGUAUUCGUUUACUUACCACAAAACGGAAAGAUUUUGUAGAGAAACAAAAUCAUCGUUUUCCUUUAAUAGCUAUUUAUAAAUUAUAUUUACUUUAGUAAAUUAUAAUUCCAGACCCAAUCACUUUCAUAUUAUUGCAUAUUAUUUUAUACCUGAAACAGCCCUCCCCAAAGAACUCUUAAAUUUGUACUCAUCUUGGUUUUAUUAUCUUCAGACAUUGAUAAUUGUAUUACAUCAUUUGGCAACAAAUACUGCAUAUUACUGAAAAUUAAGAUGUGUAAAUCAUUGAUAAAUUUGUAAAUUAUUAAGCAAAAUCAUUAUUUUAACAUAGUGGGUUUUAUAUAAAUAAGCAAAAAGCAAGCCAUUCUUAUGGAUAGAUCUUGGGGGGAUGCACCAUAUACACACAGACUGCAACUUUUUCAAUUUCAUCUACUAAAAAUAAUUUGACUUUUCCUUUAUCCCUGAUGCAGUAAUACAUUUCAAGUCUCAGGGACUAUUGAACGUUUUACUGAGUUUGCUUAAUCAGAGCUUAAGUUAAUAAUUAAGUUAUACAGUGUAGUAUCUAUUGCUUUCAAGGCGUAGUUCUACGUAGUGAAAAGACUACCAUAUUUUAAUGGCACCUAAUACAAAUAUUUAUCUUUCCUCUACACAUAUGCAAUAUCUUGUCUGUUCGUCUACACUACUUAAUCCGCCCGGUUUCCAGUUACCAUAAUUUUUAUAUAAAAUUGAAACCCACCAUCUGAUCUCAUGAAAGGGUGUUUAGUAUGCAUAUUUAUAAUCCUUAAAUAUUUACACUCUUGGUUUAUCAAUUUUCUGGUUAAAAGCUUAUUAUUUAAAGUUGUCAUUUGCUAAUUUUUUUCCAUCUUGCUUUACUUAUUUAUUUAGUUUAUACCCCGAAACAUCAAAGGGCAUUGAAAACUACUGGAAGUGGAAACCGUAUCUUUUUAAUAUUUAUUUUCUGUUUCCCUCCAUAGUAUGGUGCUUUUACCUACAGAAGGCACGCAGCAAAUGCUGUUAAUUAACACAGUGCUUUAGGUAGUUCCAGCUUUGUUUUUUUCUUCUGGCCUGCCCCAACCCUUGUUUUUAAUAUUUUGAUUUUCCUGGCUAUGGGGAAUAACCAGAGCUCAAAACAAACAAAAAACUAGCCAGAUAAAACCGUGGUUGGGUCCUUAUUAGAGAUACAGCUCUGUAUGUAAUUAUAGCAUGGUUGUAAUCUCCUUAAAGACAGCGACGGCUUAGGGAUUCGUCUUAGAUUUCUCACGAUGCUCAUUACGCUGUCUUGUACCCAGAGAUGCAACACAAAUUUGUGGAAUGGAAUUUCAAAAUGUUAAGUUUGGCAAAGCCGAGGGUAGUAGCCGAACCCUUUUCUCCAGCUCUGCCAUUCCCUAACGCUGUGUGCCCCAUCACCUCUGGGCCUGAGACGCAGUCAGGAGAGCAGGACCCAGCAAAGGACUGGGAGUGUGGAAUUUGGGAUCGAUUCCCAGCUUAGCCCGUCCUAGCGUGCACCUGCGAAAGCCGCUUCUCUUCCUGAAGCCUUGGUUCUGCCUGCUAGAUGAGAGGGUCGGGAGCAGAUCCUGCCUCUCCGCGCGGUCCGGGGCCGGAGCUCAUAGUAGCCAGCUAUAGCCGGGUCUCGCUAAGCGAUUCAUCCCCAACAGGCAACCUCUGCGCAGAAGAAGGUGGGGAACCGUCUCAGGACCCUGGAAAUAUCCGGGAUUUUGUAGACUCGUCUAGGGGGAAAAAACUAAUCCAGCUGAUACAAAAAUUCCCAGCUGGUGCUCGCUCCCAUUUGCCUCAGCCCAGAAGUUACCAUCAACAGGUCUGGUUAAAAACUCGGUUAGAGUCCGGCGUGGUGGCGCGCACCUGUGGUCCCAGCUACCCGGGAGGCUGAGGCGGGAGGAUCGCUUGAGCCCAGGUGUUCGAGGCUGCGGUGAGCUACGAUUGCGCCACUGCAGUCCAGCCUGGGUGGCAUAGCAAGACUUCGCUCUAUAAAACACGUUGUAAGGAGCGUAUUUCGAGGUCCUGUGGCUCCAAAGCGGGUAUGACAACCUCUCCACCGCCAGUAGGGCUCGCGCUGGUCCCUUUAAAUGUUUCCUUCGGGAGCAGAGGGACCGGUCCGUUUAGAGCGCGUCCGUCCAGAAACGCGGCUGCAGAAAGAGGGUUCCGGAGCCUCCUAGUCUACUGGUUGUCCUGGCAACGCCGCUUGCUCUUCCCAAGGGGAGGACGCGGAAGAAGCCUGGGCCUCAGUGCUCCAAGGCCCCGUGGGCUUCUUGCGUUUGUUGCCCCCCAAGCCGCUCAUUAACUCAGGAUGGCGUGGAAGGCCUCGCCCGCCUCCCCUUCUGGGCCGCGGCUCCGCUUAGGUGAAGGCCUGUUUGGGCGUCCCCACCCUGGAGAGGGGCCGGGGUCUGGAUUUUCAGAACUGCCGCUCUUCCAGUGCGCUGGCGUCGAUGCUCACUUCCUCGGGCCAUUGGAGACUCCGUUGCUUUUUAAUGGCGGCAGCGGCUGCUGGGUGAGCAGCUGGAGGCCGGACAGUGUUCGUCCCAUUCGGAGAGGAUUGAUUUCUCCUGGCGUCACCACCGCUGGGUUGGUGGGGGUAGCUUUUCCCUCUUUGCUCCUCCACUCUUGAAGAAAGAAGAAGAUGCCACUGCCAUUUGGGUUGAAACUGAAACGCACUCGGCGCUACACGGUGUCUAGCAAGAGCUGCCUGGUUGCCCGGAUCCAGCUGCUUAAUAACGAGUUUGUGGAGUUCACCCUGUCCGUGGAGAGCACUGGCCAGGAAAGCCUCGAGGCCGUGGCCCAGAGGCUGGAGCUGCGGGAGGUCACUUACUUCAGCCUUUGGUACUACAACAAGCAAAAUCAGCGCCGGUGGGUAGAUUUGGAAAAACCUUUGAAGAAGCAGCUGGAUAAAUAUGCAUUGGAACCAACCGUCUAUUUUGGAGUGGUGUUUUAUGUGCCUUCAGUUUCUCAGCUGCAGCAGGAGAUUACCAGGUAUCAGUAUUAUCUGCAACUGAAGAAAGAUAUCUUGGAAGGAAGUAUUCCUUGUACCUUAGAACAAGCAAUUCAGCUAGCAGGCUUAGCUGUUCAAGCUGAUUUUGGUGACUUUGAUCAGUAUGAAUCCCAGGACUUUCUUCAGAAAUUUGCCUUGUUUCCUGUGGGAUGGUUACAAGAUGAAAAAGUAUUGGAAGAAGCAACCCAAAAAGUGGCCUUACUACAUCAGAAAUACAGAGGGCUCGCAGCUCCUGAUGCUGAAAUGCUGUACAUGCAGGAGGUAGAGAGAAUGGAUGGCUAUGGAGAAGAGAGCUACCCUGCUAAGGAUAGCCAAGGAAGUGACAUAUCCAUUGGAGCGUGUCUUGAAGGUAUCUUUGUGAAACACAAGAAUGGAAGGCAUCCUGUGGUAUUUAGGUGGCAUGACAUUGCCAACAUGUCCCACAACAAGUCCUUUUUUGCAUUAGAACUGGCAAAUAAAGAGGAGACCAUCCAAUUUCAAACUGAAGACAUGGAAACUGCAAAAUACAUUUGGAGACUCUGUGUUGCGCGACACAAGUUUUACAGACUAAACCAGUGUAACCUGCAAACUCAGACUGUCACAGUGAACCCAAUCAGGAGGAGGUCUUCUUCAAGGAUGUCUCUGCCUAAACCCCAGCCCUACGUGAUGCCUCCCCCACCACAGCUGCACUAUAAUGGACAUUAUACAGAACCAUAUGCUUCUUCCCAAGAUAACCUCUUUGUGCCCAACCAGAACGGAUACUACUGUCACUCUCAGACAAGCUUGGAUAGAGCCCAGAUUGACCUCAAUGGUCGGAUUCGUAAUGGCAGUGUCUACAGCGCACACAGCACCAACUCCUUAAAUAAUCCUCAGCCCUACUUGCAGCCCUCGCCGAUGUCGUCCAACCCAAGCAUCACCGGGAGUGACGUCAUGAGGCCUGACUACGUCCCAUCCCAUCGGCACAGCGCCCUGAUACCCCCGUCCUACCGCCCCACCCCAGACUAUGAGACUGUGAUGAAGCAGCUCAACAGGGGCCUGGUGCAUGCGGAACGGCAGAGCCACUCGCUGCGAAACCUCAACAUCGGCAGCUCGUACGCCUACAGCAGGCCUGCGGCGCUGGUCUACAGCCAGCCCGAGAUCCGCGAGCACGCGCAGCUCCCCUCGCCGCCGACCGCGCACUGCCCGUUCAGCCUGAGCUACAGCUUCCACAGCCCGUCUUCCUACCCCUACCCCGCCGAGCGGCGACCCGUGGUGGGCGCGGUCAGCGUGCCCGAGCUGACGAACGUGCAGCUGCAGGCGCAGGACUACCCGGCCCCCAACAUCAUGCGGACGCAGGUGUACCGGCCACCCCCACCCUACCCGCCCCCCAGGCCAGCCAACAGCACCCCCGACCUGUCCCGCCACUUGUACAUCAGCAGCAGCAACCCCGACCUCAUCACAAGGCGCGUGCACCACUCGGUGCAGACGUUCCAGGAGGACAGCUUGCCCGUGGCGCACUCGCUGCAGGAAGUCAGCGAGCCCCUCACCGCCGCGCGCCACGCGCAGCUGCACAAGCGGAACAGCAUCGAGGUGGCCGGGCUCAGCCACUGCCUGGAGGGCCUGCGGCUCAAGGAGCGGACGCUGUCCGCGUCGGCGGCGGAGGUGGUGCCGCGAGCCCUCUCGGCGGGCUCCCAGCCCAGCGUUUUCACAGAGAGAACGAAGCGGGAAGGGCAGGAGGAGGCGGAGGGUUUGAGAUACGGCCAUGAGAAGUCCCUGUCAGACGCCACCAUGCUGAUCCACAGCAGCGAGGAGGAAGAGGACGAGGACUUCGAGGAGGAGAGCGGGGCCCGGGCGCCCCCUGGACGUGCGCGCGAGCCCCGGCCUGGCCUGACCCAGGACCCACCUGGCUGCCCUCGCGCCCUGCUCGCCGGGCCCCUGCACAUCCUCGAGCCCAAGGCCCACGUCCCGGACUCGGAGAAGAGGAUGAUGGACAGCAGUCCCGUCCGCACGACCGCAGAGGCCCAGCGGCCCUGGAGAGACGGGCUGCUGACGCCCUCCAUGUCGGAGUCUGACCUCACCACGUCUGGCCGCUACCGAGCCCGGAGGGACUCCCUGAAGAAGAGGCCGGUGUCGGACCUCCUCUCUGGGAAGAAGAACAUCGUGGAAGGGCUCCCGCCCCUGGGGGGAAUGAAAAAGACUCGAGUAGAUGCAAAAAAAAUUGGUCCUCUUAAACUGGCUGCCCUAAACGGACUCUCCCUAUCUCGAGUGCCUCUGCCUGAUGAAGGAAAGGAAGUGGCUACCAGAGCAACAAAUGAUGAAAGGUGUAAAAUUCUGGAACAACGAUUAGAACAAGGAAUGGUAUUCACAGAAUAUGAAAGAAUUCUUAAGAAACGGCUAGUUGAUGGGGAGUGCUCAACAGCACGACUCCCUGAAAAUGCAGAAAGAAAUCGAUUCCAAGAUGUUCUUCCUUAUGACGAUGCGAGAGUGGAGUUGGUCCCAACUAAAGAAAACAACACUGGUUACAUCAAUGCAUCACAUAUUAAGGUCUCUGUCAGUGGAAUUGAAUGGGAUUAUAUUGCCACACAGGGACCAUUACAGAAUACCUGUCAAGAUUUUUGGCAGAUGGUAUGGGAACAGGGAAUUGCAAUUAUAGCAAUGGUGACAGCAGAAGAGGAGGGUGGAAGGGAGAAGAGCUUUAGGUAUUGGCCACGACUUGGUUCCAGGCACAACACUGUCACCUAUGGAAGGUUUAAGAUCACGACCCGCUUCCGCACAGACUCUGGCUGCUAUGCCACCACGGGCCUGAAGAUGAAGCACCUCCUUACCGGGCAAGAGAGGACCGUCUGGCACCUCCAAUACACAGACUGGCCUGAGCAUGGCUGUCCAGAAGACCUUAAGGGAUUUUUAUCGUAUCUUGAAGAGAUCCAGUCUGUUCGACGCCAUACAAAUAGCACAAGUGAUCCCCAAAGCCCAAACCCUCCGUUGUUGGUCCACUGCAGUGCUGGGGUAGGAAGGACUGGCGUGGUUAUUUUGUCAGAGAUCAUGAUCGCCUGCCUGGAACACAAUGAGGUACUGGACAUCCCGAGAGUACUGGACAUGCUGAGGCAACAGAGAAUGAUGCUGGUGCAGACUCUCUGCCAGUACACGUUUGUGUACAGAGUCCUCAUCCAGUUCCUGAAAAGCUCCAGGCUCAUCUAAGCUCCCAGAUUUCUUACCGGGCCAGUCAUGUGAAGCGUUUACAGCUUUAAAAAAAAAGCUCUUGCCUAACUCAUACUUUCCCCGCUUGACACUUGAUCCACGCAGCGUGGCACUGGGACGUAAAUGGUGCAGUCUGAAUGGCGGCGCACUGAAGGAAAUGUGCGAAGCACAGGCUGAAGACGGGUUUCUAACCUGGGAAAGGUGCUCAAGGAGGACUUGGUUUCAAGGGCCUUGCCCUGCCCUGGUCUGUCCGGUUUGCAGUACUUGCACACAUUUUGGAGAUUGUAUUUUCUAGACAAUGCUCUAUUUUACUGAAGCUAUGCUGGGCAAUUCUGGCAAUCAUUAAAGCGCAUAGAUUUCUAUCUUAAACUAAUUUUUGAUAAUGGAGUUUUAUUUUAUGACAAAUAUUUAGGGAUUUUCUAGUGAGAAACAACUUUGUGUAGGGAUGAUCCACAGAUAUGAGUGGCUCCUAUAUAACUUUGUAUUUAAAAAUCAUGUUAUUAUCUUUUGUAAUUUUUUGAAAACCUUGGUUACUUAAUGGUUUAGUUACCAAACUGAAAACUAUACUGAGAAUCUGUGUUAUUUUGAAACAUCAAAAGGAUUUUUCUAUCCAGAACAUUUUUUAUCCUAAAAAUUCUAUAUAGUUGUAUCUUCUCUAUUUUUCAAAUGAGAGCUCAUUUAGAUACUGAAAUGAGUCAGUUAAUGUAAAGUUGGGAUGAAGGCACAUUAUUUAAAAUGUAAGAGAAUAAACAUUAUUUUUUCAGUAUUACUCGUAAAUCUAAAUGAAUUUGAUUUUAUUGGUUGAAAAUGAAGUGAAAAACAAUUGCCUAGGGUGGUUUUAAGCACUUUUUUUGUUAAAAACAUAUCUGAGUUUUAACGUAUGUGUUGUUUUGUAGAUGGCACAGUAACAAUGGGCGCUGAGAAGGGUUUUGGGAGAGAUUAAGGACUAAGUAUGUAAGAUGACUAGGACAAGAGUAGGGGGAGUGUGAUGGUAAAUGCAGGAUGCCUUUGUCUUUACAAAAAUGCAGUAUUAUCUAUACUCAGACUGAGGUGCUGGGAUGGAGAGCAGGGGCUUGGAGUAUGGGGGCUGACCCCACAGCACUGUCCCCAGGGAAUUCAAGUCCUCUCAUAGCCAGUGACUUACUCUGUUUCCUUGGGGGUUUUCCCACCUAAACCUGUAUUGUUUCUUUUUCAUAAAUAAAUUCAGCAUUAUAGUAUCAUUAAAAGAAGCCUUGAAGAGGCGUAUUUUUCCUUUUGGUUGAAGGAAGGGAAUGGUUAAUAAUAGUUUUCACCUCUUCUCCCACAAAGUACAGUCCAAAUUUGUACACAGAGAUUGCUAUGGUAUUCAAGAGGUACUUGCAUUUUAGCUCCUUAAUUCCCUGGUCAGUGUUAGCUGUUUAGUGCCCCCUCACCCAUCACGUUUAGGCACAUCCCAAAAGACAGAACUAGGCUGAGUUACAGGGGGAAGAGUGUCUCACUGGCCCAGAUUAAGAUGGCCUCAUCAUAAUGACCGUUGAGUAGGUACGGAUGAAUGGAAUAUUUAGUGGAGGAACCCUUUACUUUUUCCUUCUUUUUGGGGUCUCUUCUUAAAAUGAAAAGCUUCCAAAAUAUGAAAUCUAGGGCUGUUUCCUAAAUUACACUAUUCUAGGCAUCAUUUUGAUUCCCAUGUCACUCCUUAACUCACUUCUUUGAGCACUACAAGUAUGUUGUCAGCCACGAGACAGGACUUCCUAAAUAGUGUGUGCACCAGCCUAACUCUGCCUUACUCAGAAACCAACCACCUGAGAGGAAACUCAGAAGGUAUUAAUGAAAACUAAUUGAAAGUAUGCACACUUCUCAUGUAGGAACAAAAUUAAAAUUUUACAUUUUUAUUUUACAACGUAAAUUACAUUUUGUAGCAACAAAAUGUAAAUUUUGUAAAUACAAAAUUCUUUUUAAAGUCCUGUUUAAAGAACAAUAGAACUAAGUGAAAAUAUUCAGAAUGAGCUCCUUAGAAGAAAGGAGUCAGAAUUUUUUACUGGGACUAUUUCCCAUCUCUAGAAAAAGUGCUUCUUCCCUUCCCCCUCCCUCUCCAUGGUACGUUUUUGUGAAAAUGCUUUUCUAUCAGGUUUAAACAGUUUGACGUAGCUCAUUGACAAGAACAUAUUGUAAAACAAAUCUAAUUAAAGAGUAAUAUAUGGUCUAUUUGUGUUCCUGUUGUAAUAAUUUGAUAAGUAAACUUCUGAGGGCAAAAUUACUGUUUAAAUCUAUCACUCUUAAAAUGUUGCAUGUUUGACAUCGUUCCUAAGAGCCAUGUAAUUUUAAAUGUUUAAUUGCAGUUAGUGAAUAUGAAAGGAUUUCUGAAUAAAAAUCUAUCCACAUUA